UGUGCCAGAUGACAGGCAAAGCCCCUAUAUAUGCCGCCGGGAAGCGCAUUCAUCAGUAGCGCUAUCCUUUCUCUUGCUUCCCAAGAAAGUUUGUAUCCCAGAGCAGAGUCGAGCCGGGAGGCGUGCAGGGACUGGGCCGCUGAGACCCCGGGACUGCCCUGCACAAGACCCCAGCCGCCCAUUUGCUGGGACUCUGCGAGGAGUCAUGGAAGAUCCUUUCAGCCUAGACAGAUUUUCUCCGGUACUCAACCUCUCGAGUGCCCUGCAGCCAGGCUGGAGCCUGAAUCUCUCCUCCUCCCCCGGGGAUCGGCGCUGGUCUUCCAUUAGCCGGCAGGUGCGGGUGAUCUCCGCGACCGCCAUCCUGCUGCUCGGGCUGCUGGGCAAUUGCCUGGUGCUUCAUCGCCUCUGCUGCUGUGGUUGCUGCGGCCGGGGCAGGCGGCGGCGGAAGAUGGAUUUCCUUAUCGCCCACCUGGCGCUGGCCGAUCUCUAUGGCUGCGGGCUGGCCCUGCUCUCGCAUCUGGCAGCGGAGCUGUUGGGGGCCGCCUGGCCAGAGGGGGACGCCGCCUGCCGCCUGCUUAAGCUACUGCAGGGCUCCGGCCUCCUGGCCUCGUCCAACGUGCUGGUGCUCAUCGCCAUGGAGCGGCACCACGUGGUGAUGCGGCCGGCGGACCCGCCGCUGCCUGCCCGGGCCUUGGCCGCGCUGGGCUGGCUGCUAGCGCUGCUGCUCGCCCUGCCCCAGGCCUUCGUCUUCAGACUCGCCUCCCGCCCCGGGGGCAGCCGCUGCCUCAGCAUCUUCGAGCAGCUGCCGCGCUGGCACGGCCAGGCCUACGGCGUGUACGGGGCCGUCACCGGCUUCUUGGCGCCCGUCAGCCUGCUGUGCUGGGCCUACGGCCGCAUCCUUCUCGCCCUCUGGGCCGCCCAGGAGGAGAAGGCGCCCGCCAGGCGGGAGGAAGGCGGCAGUGGCCGCCGCCGGGGGCGGCCGGCCGCGCGGCCUCUGCUGCUGAGGCUGCCGGCCGCCAGCUGUCCCAUGCCCCGGGCUCGGGUCAAGACGCUGCAGCUGACGCUGGUGCUGAUCGCCCUGUUCGCGCUCUGUCGCCUGCCCCGCUUCGUGCUGGAGCUCAGCAUGGCUUUCGGGCCCGGCGGGGAGGCCGCGGCGGGGCUGCGGGAGGCGCGGGCCGCGCUCGGCAUCGUGGCGGUGACCAACAGCGCGCUGAACCCCUACGCCUAUCUGCUCUUCCAGAGCCACCGGCCCUGGGCGCGCCGUCUGCAGAGGAGCCUCUGCAGUGCGGGACCCGGCCCGACCUGCUGCUGCCCCGGCCCCGAGGGACAGCCCCGCCGCCGCCCGAACCACCGCGCCCCGCACAGACACCGCCCGAAGGACGGGCCGCCCCCCGGAGCGCAGCGCGCCGCGUUCUGCACCCCAGCGCCGCCGCCCCGCUCAGGCCCCCGGGAGCCUGAGGACACCUGCGCCUGUGAGAGCGGCUUCUAA
Molecule: messenger RNA, 1489 nt
Organism: Gopherus flavomarginatus (Mexican gopher tortoise)
Lineage: Eukaryota; Metazoa; Chordata; Testudines; Testudinidae
Gene: GPR150
Product: G protein-coupled receptor 150
Exons: 1
Coding region: 206-1489 (427 amino acids)
Biological process (GO): G protein-coupled receptor signaling pathway
Cellular component (GO): membrane
Molecular function (GO): G protein-coupled receptor activity; peptide binding
Source: RefSeq, a predicted model, not a curated record